UCUUUAGGAAAAUUCAGACAUGAAACUGUUAGUAAUAAAAAAUCGAUGUCUCGAAAAUACAUUAUUCGAGUUCGAUAUACUGUAAGUUCGUGACAGUUGACGCAUAGGUAGCAGAUCACUGAUGGUAGUUCAAAAAGUUGUUGUUUGAUUAAUUACCUUUUUAAGAUCACAAGAUGUUGGUCUUCUGUGAUAUUUUUUAUUUUAAAGUGCUUAUAUUUACUUAUCUGUUGGCAUUUUUACCCAAAAGUUUAGGAAGUAAAGGUGCUGUAUCUCUCACACAAAAAAAUAUUGAUCAUACAUUAGCAUCCAAUGAACUUGUAUUUAUAAACUUUUAUGCAGAAUGGUGUCGUUUUAGUAAUUUAUUGGCACCUAUAUUUGAAGAAGCAGCAAAUAAAGUACAUACUGCUUUUCCAGAACCUGGAACUGUAGUUAUGGCUAAAGUAGACUGCGAUAAGGAAGGAUCUGUAGCUUCAAGGUUUCAUAUUUCUAAAUAUCCAACAUUAAAAGUAAUUAGAAAUGGACAACCAACUAAAAGAGAGUAUAGAGGACAGCGCUCUGUGGAGGCUUUCGAACAGUUCAUCAGAAAACAGUUACAAGAUCCCAUUAAAGAAUUUUAUGAUCUAAAAGAAUUAAAUAAUCUUGAUGAUAAAAAGAGAAUGAUUAUUGGAUAUUUCGAUAGAAAAGAUAUUCCAGAAUAUCAAAUGUUCAGAAGGGUAGCAACAAAUCUAAAGGAUGAUUGCCAGUUUCAUGUUGGCUUUGGCACUUGCUCCAAUGAAAACUGUGAAAUAGGAGAGCAUUUUCACUUGGUAGAUGCCAGUAAAGCCAUGCAUCCACCUGGUCAACCAAUUGUUGUCUUCCGAUCGGAUAAAGCAUUGUCCAAUGAUAAAGAUGAAACUUAUCAAGGCACUUUGAACAACUUCGACGAAUUAAAUAUCUGGGCUCAAGAAAAAUGUGUUCCGCUUGUGAGAGAAAUUACAUUUGAGAAUGCAGAAGAAUUAACAGAAGAAGGGUUACCUUUCCUUAUAUUGUUUCAUGCUCCAGAUGAUACCGAGAGCGUGAAAAAAUACAAAGACGUUGUAACUAGAACAUUGAUAGAUGAAAAACAAAACAUUAAUUUCUUAACUGCUGAUGGCUUGAAGUUUGCACAUCCUCUUCAUCAUUUGGGGAAAAGUACAUCCGAUUUGCCGUUAAUUGCGAUUGAUAGUUUUCGUCACAUGUACCUGUUUCCUAGCUUCCAAGAUAUUAACAUAGAGGGAAAAUUAAAGGCUUUUAUUCACGAUUUAUACUCUGGAAAACUUCAUCGAGAAUUUCAUCAUGGACCUGAUACCCCUAGUAAUAAUGAAAUACCACAAGUUACAGGACACGUGAAAGUGCCUAUUGCCCCACGGGAAUCUACGUUUAAGAAACUCGCACCCAGUAAAAAUAGAUACACUUUGCUUAGGGAUGAAUUAUAAUAGUGUUAUGAUGGUGAAUCAUAAAAAAAAAAUGAAGUGAAACUUGGAAUUACGGAAUGAAAUUACAAAAUAUAGUCGUCGACGAGGAGUAAAUUCAAAUUAGACAAAAAAGCUUCGCAAUAAUACAUACAAGUGGAUGGUGAUCCAUAGUAUAUUUAUAAUCUUGGUCUAUAUCGCGACGAUAAGCCUUAGUUAUAAAAGUGUGUUAGGAAAAUUUUUGUUGUUACGCAUUUUAAUUUUUCGUAUUAACAAUUCUCAUUAUAUAUUUAAUAUACAAUUGUAAUAAGAAUUAAAAUCAUAAUUGUAUAAAGCCUUAUUUCAGGAAUAUAAUUGGAUACUAAUGAUCAUUAGUAAUCAGAAAAUCUAUAAAGAUUUAAAUAUAAGAAAAUAAUCGCUUUCAUUCUAUAUUUUUACAUAAAUUUUUAUUACUUUCUUACUAAAGAUAAAAUUAAAUAUCUUUACUAGAAGUUAUGAAAAGAAAACUAAAAGAUUGUACAUCUCCCACUGUCAAUAUUUACAUAUUAGAUUUUAUACUACUAUUUAAAAUAUAGAAGAUACAUAAAAAAUCAUGUGAAACAAAAUCUUUUGAGAAACCGCUUAAUCGAAAUAUUGUAUUCUCUUUUCACUCAUUACGAUUUAUAUUUAAGUAAAAUAUCAAAAAGCUUCUAUUUUUAGCUUGACAAUUACUGCUCGAAUUGCGUGUGAUGUUUUCGUGAGUAACAACGGUUAGGGGUUUUGAAAUUGAAAAAAAAGGUUUCUUUUUUUUUUUUCAUAGAAUGAACGGUCAAAAACAAACAAGAAGUCAAUAAAAAUACGGUUGCACGAAUGACUUGAGCUGAACGCAAGAUUAAUUCUUAACGAUGCGUGCGUGUUUGCGUGCGUGCAUAAUAUUUAGUUUAUCGAUUCCUUUGAGAUAUUGCUCUCUAUGAGAAGCAUAUCACAAGGAAUAAAUGCAUCGCCUAUUUGUGUGUCCGAAAGAAAUGAGAAAGCAUGGUAAACUAUAUGAAGUAUAGAGAUACUUUUUCAAAGUGUUGUACGGAUGAUGGUAUUAUUAAUUUACUGUUAAUAAAGAGAUUCUAAGUCA
Molecule: messenger RNA, 2538 nt
Organism: Vespula vulgaris
Lineage: Eukaryota; Metazoa; Arthropoda; Insecta; Hymenoptera; Vespidae
Gene: ERp44
Product: endoplasmic reticulum resident protein 44
Exons: 7
Coding region: 174-1454 (426 amino acids)
Source: RefSeq, a predicted model, not a curated record